Molecule: messenger RNA, 816 nt
Organism: Glossina fuscipes
Lineage: Eukaryota; Metazoa; Arthropoda; Insecta; Diptera; Glossinidae
Exons: 1
Coding region: 1-816 (271 amino acids)
Biological process (GO): microtubule-based movement
Cellular component (GO): membrane-bounded organelle; cytoplasm; kinesin complex
Molecular function (GO): kinesin binding
Source: RefSeq, a predicted model, not a curated record
AUGAAGCUUCCCGAAUAUAAAAUAGUUGACUUCGUAAGAGAGCAAAAUUACUUCGAUCGAUCCCAGGCUUCGACAAGUGUAGUAUGCAAAGCCCAGAAAAACGACGAGAAGACGACGUAUAACUUAAAGCAAAGCUCUUGCAAAGGGAACGCUUAUAGUUAUGUGACCACUCUUAAUAACUGGGCUUUAUAUCAUGCAAAGCAGGGAAAUUUCUUUGAAGCUUCCCACCUUUUGAAAAGAUCUUAUGGUAUAAGAAAAGCUUUUUGGCUUUAUCAUCCGACCACGGUGGUAACCUUAAGUAACUUGGCUUUGGUGUACAACUUUAGCGGACUAUUGCGUGAAGCUGAGAUUACAAGCUUAGAAGCCAUUGACCUAAUGGAGCGAACUAAAAGCGCUGAUUAUCUGCAUGCGGCUUUGCAUUUCUUUGCCUUGGCAUCGCUUUACAAAUACCAACGGAGAUAUAAAGAAGAAGAGUCAAGCUAUCGGGCAAUCUUAUUUGUGUACGAAUCCCAUUAUGGUGCGAACGAUGCCCAUGUAAUUGGUACGAAAGCACGUUUAGCCAAUUGUCUUACCGGACAGAAGAAAUUUUCCGAAGCUGAACAAUUAUAUUACGAUAUAUUAGCAGAGGCUUGCCAACGAGAAAAUAACCCUAUUGAAGAUUCAUCUGAGGCGCAAGGUAACGUAGUUUUACAAACUCUCGAAGCCGAUAAGUUAUGGUUCAAAGUUAGCAACAUAUUAUAUCCAACCGUGGCUGAAACUAUUAAGAAAUUGACCGAUUUAUAUGCAUAUCGUGAUGAUUAUAAUCUUGUAUUAUAG